AUGGCGGACUGCGCUCCACUAUUAGAUGAGGAACUCUCGUCCUUUGUCUUCAAUUACCUGACAGAAAAUUCCGGCAGCCAGUAUGGGGAGGAGGAGGUGUGUUCGGACCGAUUGGACACUGACUUCCCGGACAUCGACCUCUCCCAGCUGGACACCAGUGACUUCGACAGCGUCAACUGUCUCAGCGAGCUACAGUGGUGCAAUGAUCAGCCAGCAGAUGCUUCACCCGCCUCCAUCCACUACAGUACAGCAGAUGAGCUCUUUGAGAUAGAAGAGGAGAAUGCGGCUCUACUGGCCGCUCUGACCGACAGCUUGGAUGGCAUGGUUGAUGCAGAAGUGGGCGGGCUCUCCGUCUUCCCUGCCCUGGGGGAGGAGCCUGACCAGGAGGAGGAAGAAGAAGACAGUCUUCCUCUCAACGCCGAGGAAUUCAGCCAGACCCUGGGGGCCGAGACAGAGGACCCAUCUCUACUGAAGAAGCUGCUGCUGACUCCUCCCAAUGUGCCCUCAAGCAUCGACGCACACAAGGAUAGAGUCCCCGGCCAGCGCUACAGUAGCAGAAGCCUACAUCUGCGGCCAGUCCGACCUCUGGUCAAGAGUGGCCUUCCUCAGGAGCGCAAGCCUCGAGCUGUGCGCCCGGCGGGUCGCUUGUGCACCGAGCUACACCGCCACCUCACCACCGCCCAGGACCUGGAGGACGUCCCGGCCCCAGACACGGAGGAGGAUGAAGAAGAAGAAGAAGAGGACGAGGACAGUGAGUCCGAGGAGGAUGAAGAGGAGGAGGAAGAAGAAGAGGAGUCUUCCAGCAGUGAGGUGGAGGGCGUGGCCGUUGUGAAUGCUGCCCCUGUUGAGCCGGCAAAGCCUCAGUUCAGCUCAGAGAAAGAACUGCGCUCAGUGGUGGAGCUGAUCACAUACAUGCACACCUACUGCCUGCCACGCAAGCAGCAGGGCUGGGACCGUAAGGACCGAGACCUCCAGAGGCCUCGGGCCAGACCUGAAGCGUCCCGCCCAGCCGUGGCAAACUCCCACAGCAGAGUUGUCUUGGUGGCUACUCCAGGGACUAGUGGGGGCUUGACAGGGACAGGCAACAGUGCCCCGAGGAGACUCCCCUUUGCAAGACGAAGGGAGAUGAAGGCCAACUCCCUUCUCCGCGAGCUCCUGCAGCAGAGCAGCUCUUAUGAUGUGAGCAAGCCUUACAGACUGCACAGCCCUCCCUACUCCCACUCUCACAGCCCCAACAGAGGAGGAGCAUCUGCUCCUUCUGUCCUGGUUAAAUCAGCUCAUGCCCUCUCCCACAGCUCCGCCACACCUAAACCAGAGCUUCGUAAAGACUCUUCCUCCCCUGAGAGGAGAAACUAUUCCUCGGAGACCCUUCAAAUCCCAGAGGAGUCAGCAGAGGACAGCGGCUCCUUCUCGGUUCGUCGCUCCCGACGCCUGGCCUCCUUCCCCAGCCGGUUCGCCAAGAGGCUGCGGCCUGGACGAGCAAGGGAAGGAGAGGGGAGCAAAAGGGAGGAGAGAGAGGAGGGAAGAGCAGGGGUUAAACUCCUGCCAACCCAAGCUGGAGGUGUAACCACGACGGAGCAGGAGCACCUAACAUCAGGUGAUGGCAGCGCCAGUACGACGGAAGUGGACAAACCCUGCUGCCAUAACGAAAAGCGAGCCUGCCUCUGUCUGCCUCUCAACCCCAAGUCCAGAGGAGAGUCCCAGUACAGCACCAAGCCUUUCGAGCAGACGCUCGGUGUGGAUCUGUGUGGAACGGCAGGUCUCACCCCUCCCACCACCCCGCCCCACAAACCUGUGGAGGAUGAGCUCUUCAAACCUGCAGAGGGAGGGAAGAGUGGAGAGGGAGCAGGCGGAGGCAGCGGUGGGGACGGUGGAGGAAGAUGCAGCGAGUCAGUUCACCCAGCUGCAAACACCAACACCAACGUUUCCAUGAAGGGCUCAUCCUGGCUGAGCCGCACCCACCAUCAGCGGAAGCUUCCCGAGCAGACGGAGCUGUACGCCCAACUGCGGCGCAUGGGCCAGGCGGGUGACAGUGACAGCCACCGCACGUUCGGCGAUCACGACUACUGUGCGCUGAGCCUCGGAGAGAGCCGCAAGCGGAGCGCCGCCAUGCUCGGCGCCAUGUUGCAGGCACAAGGAGGUAGCGAUGGAGUUAGCAACUUGGCACCCAAAAUGGUCAGCGAUCAGGUUUCGGAUGCAAAGGGCACAGCGGGCGAGGAAAGGCUGCUGGUGUCGGAGGGUGAAGAACCGCUUGAGAAGCAGGCAAUGACAGUAGUGAUCUCAUCAUCGUCACGCUCAGACUGCCAGUCUGAUGCUGCCACUCCUCCAGCGUCAGAGGAAGAGGCAGAACGCUCGUCUGCGUCUCGCUCGCCUUCGCCCAUUCUCCACCUGUGUCCCGACUCGCCCGCCAGCAAGACUGACUCCAGUGAGAACUCGGAGAUCUGUCCUGACGACAAGCAGAGGAACAAAGUCAAGUCUGACGAGGACAACUGCCAGGUGUUUUACAUCCACAACCUGCCAAGCAGCGUGACCCAGAACAUGCUGAGGAAACGCUUCCAGGUUUUCGGCAAAGCAGAGGACUGCAAAGUCAUCAUCUGCAACGAGGAGCGCUGUGGGGUGAUAAAGAUCCGCCAACAAGGGCCUCAAAGGCACCGGAGGGAACGGGAGACUGUUUUCCAGAAUGGACCUGCAGGCUUAAGGAGGCUGACAAGGAAACGCUACAUAGAUCUUGAUGAGGCAGGUCCGGGUCCUGUGAAGAGCAAGUACGAUGCACUGGACUUUGACACUCUGCUGAAGGAGGCCCAGAAAUCCCUGCACCGCUGACAACACAGUGCCCCUGACUGGCCAGCCUUAGUAAACUGCAGCAUCAACUCUCUGACUACACGGCUCUGCCCUCCGACAGGCCUCUCAGUACCUCCAUGCAAGGCAACCUCGCAAAAUGUUUACAUUUUUACCAUUGGAAUAAAGUAACGAUAGGGACCUUGUUUUUUUUUAGUUUCUUUCACCGGAGGAUACUGCUUAAAAAUGAGGAAGACACUGGGCGUACGGAGGAGUUACGAGACAACCGAGGAAGUAGGACUUUAAACAGCAAUGGUACAACUACAAACAAUAACGCUACUGUUCUCUGCUGAACAACAAUAACAAAGCUGUAUGUGUUGGUGACGUCAUUGCCCGCCUUGGGGGAGCGGGCGUGAGAGACAUCUGUAGCAAAUCCUUGCUAUUCCUGCGUUGCGUUGGUCGUCGUGGUGUGCGUUUCUGCGUCUGCGUGUUCUUUGUUCUGUUUGUUUUGUAAAAAAGAAAAUAUAAAACUCCCUCUUUCCGGUUACGGGUGGUGAACCUGCAAGCUGCGUUCGCUAUGAAGUCGUGUGGUUGUAUAACCAGGAAAAAAAAAAACCCUGCUUUGUUUUAGCGAAAAAUUGUGGAUGUUAAAAAUUUUAAAAUCUAUUGUGUGUGUGUGUGUGUUAUGGACAAAGAAUAUAUAUAUAAAACAUUUAACGUAAUCAUUUGAUGACUGAUGAAGUUUACAAAUCUAAAAUGAAGAAGAAAAAAAUCAUGUUUUUUUCUUUUUUUUGUAACUGUAGUGCUUCCUUGAUUUGAUCUAUGCACUGUAAGGAGGUAAAUGUCUCCGCUGUCCUCCACUUCCCCUGAAUCUAUUCUCUAACUCUGCCAUGCUGAAUAUUUUCGCUUCUGCUACUGGCUGCUGCGGGCUUUGUUUGGUAGAUGUUUUAUACAUUAAGACCACAACUUGGACCUGGGAAAAAUUCCCCUCGAAAUCAACCAUUGUUGAACAUGUUGAGAUAUUGAUUCAGCUUAAGAACUCAUUAACAUUAUUGCAAGGAGUGACACAUGUUUCAAGCGUUACUCCUUCUGAAAUAAUUAUCUAACAGUUAAUGUCUGGGUUAAAUCCAUUUGCAGGAUUGAUCUGGUUUUAGAAUUAAGGGUUGAUUAAAAGAGGGAUGUAGUGAGAAUUGAUAGGGAAGGAAGUCAGGGGAAACUAAAUUAUCUGUUUUGAGACAGCAAAACUAACGGCUAAACCAAACCAACACAGCAGUUCCUUAGCAGUGACACAUUGACAUUUCUUUGGUCCAAAAAACAGACCCGAGGCAAAUAGAUGAUUAUUCUGUUAAUUGCUUUGGAGACUCAGCAAAUAUCCUCGACCGGAAUAUCUUCCUGGCUAAUCAGAACUUUGGUUUAAAAAGUUAACAUGGGCCUCAUAUGUUGAUUCCGGGUAUAUUUUUCCCUGUCUAGAGGGGUCUUAAUGUAUCUUUGAUAGGGUCCCACUGAACAUGUGUCAAAUACAGGCUGAAGCCUGGCGACACCCCUCGAAUGCCACAGCCAAUGCAACGGUUUCUGUUUACAUUUGGACUGCAGCAAGCAGGAAUUAAAUGGGGAAAUAAAGUUUGCUUUUAGUAAUGAACUCAGUAUGAAUUCAUCACUCCUGCACAUUUAUCCAGACCAGUCGUGUCUUCUUUCAGAUGACAUCCCUCAGUCACUACAGGCAAAAGUAUUUCAAAUCACGUUCAAUUAUUCUUUUUGGAACACUUUUUUUCUCGGUGACCUUAGAGCUUUACGUUGGAUUCAAUGUACUUAGGAGACCAAUUUUUUCUCCCCAUUGCCCACCCAUAAAACGUCAUUGUUAAGAGGUAGAUGAAUCUGUUGGUUCAAAUGGAAUGUAUUCAAGAAUCUGAAUGUAACCGCGUUUUCCCCAUUUCUGCUUGCCCAAAGAUUGUGGAGCUUUUUGGUGCUUUAAAAGGUAGACUUGCUUAGUCGUAUGGUUUACCGCAUGUGACCGAUUAUGGCUUGUGAGGCAGUCCGGUUAGCACCUAUUUUACAAUCCUAAUGCAGCCAGUAGCACCAGCCAUGAGAAGGGAGAGAGCUUCCAAGCCUGCCAAUAUGGUGGCAUCACACCGCCACCGACAACACAGCCAGGGAAGAGCAAGGGAUGGGCUUGAAAAUAGCGAAUAAAAGUUUCAGACAAGAAUCUUAAUUCUUGUCUGGGAGGUACUGUAUCAGCUGAGCAUCUCUACCUCACAUCCAUCCAUCCCUGCUCCACCUUGUCUUUUUAUUUAUCUGUUCUUCUGGAUGCUCUCCCCCCCUGUCUUUUACAAGUCUCUCGCUCUGUUGUGUUUUUUGUCUGAAAUUCUCUGUGUAAGGGUUUCCCUAACAAAUGGAGGGGUUAUGGGUAGUUUGAGGGUUUGUGUUGGAUUUUUUUAUACUACGACUCCUCCUACCACUGAGCCCCUUGCGAGGGGAAUGAUCUCUGUCUAUCUCUGACUCUUUCUUCGCUGGCCUCAUAAUGGUUUGAAGCGUAUCUGUUUCUUGGAGUCUCGACCUUGUGUCCUUGUGUAACUUGAGUGUUUUGUCUUUGUCUCGUGUUUGAGUCGGACACUGCUGACGCUUACAGGUCGGUUAGGACGGGGUGGGAGGGGUUGAACAGUGGUGGGUGGUUUGGUUAGUCCUUGAGUGCAGUUGGAGGGGAAGAUUCCCAAGCUUCCCCUUGCCCUCAUUUUCUCGUAAUCUUCAAGGACAUGCCAUUCCUACUGACUGCUCUCUUCCUCCUCUCCUAGCCCGGGAAUUUCAAGAGAAAACGCAGCCCGACUCUUCCUCUAACUAAAUCUCUAUCGCUUUUUGUCUCUGUGGGUUCAAGGCCUUGUUUCUAGGUCUUACCCAAACCCCCUGGUAUACUCCCCGCUUUUUAACAGAUAAUCCAUCUUUCCCUAACCCUGUUCCUUGUCAUUGCUCUAUCUAAUCAACUCCUUGGUAACACACACAAAAAAUUGAAUGUUUACAUCACUCGAUUCUCCUUUGACUUUAUUAGGAACGCACACUAAGUACAAAGGCGCCUUAUUCAGUGUUUUAAAAAAAAUUCAAGCAGCAAGUGAAGUGGCCAAGAGGGAGGCACCUUCUUGAGACUCACUGAUGUCCAAAACUAACUACAACAGUUUAGUGCUAUACAUACUGAUUGAGAAACAAGGUCGUCAAUUCAAAUUAAACGGAGAAAAAAAAAACUAGAAAUUUCAACAAAACUAAUUGUGAACAACUGAAUGAGUAUUUGUGCUUAGUAUGUAUACUACUAAAAAGUGAGAGAAUGUGCUGGUUUACAUAUUAAAAAAAGAAUAUAUUAUAAUAUAUGAAUAUAAAAUGUGUAUAUAGCACUAUGCCUCGUUGUAAACAUAAAUUGUAUUGUGUGUUCGUUUUUUAACGGUGGCGGGUCAUAGUUGAUUGCUAAUCAGACAGGAGACGGUCAGGUCAGUGUUGUUCUGAUGAGUUCAUGUUCGUUCAGUGCAGGGAGGAAAUUAAGGGAAAAAUUGAGUUGAAAUGACUUCACACACAAAGUCCGACACUGUUGUUCAAGAAAGACAAAAAAAGAUCCAAGUUUCCCUUUAGACUACCACACUAGCGGGUUCUAUUUCUUUGCUGUUUAUGAAAUAUUUUUCAAUGUUUUUUUUUUUGUUUUCUUAAAAAGCAAUUUAAAAUGCAAUACAUAAUAAUCUUAUCUUUAAGACAGCCUUUCCGGGGGAAAAAAAAAAAAAACCUGAGGUAAUAAUGUACAGUAUAUGGUUGGUUGUUGAACUACAACAUGGGUAAUCUUUGAGCUGCGGAUUCAAUAUGCUACUGAACUGUAUGUAGACUGCUGUUCAACACACAUACACACACACACACGCACACACACAAAAAUACACAAAUACACAAAAUACUAUGGGAAGAAAAGGGGCAGUUGCAUCGUAAACACAUAACACGUAUAGAAAAGAAAUGGUACCAAUAUACUCUUGCACAAAUAACGUCCCAAGUAGUGAAAUACCUUCACAAUAUUUUCCUCUCAUCAAAAGGAAGCUGUUGUAACUAUGUUAUUACCACAUUUUGAUGGGCACAGGUUCUGAAUUGCAUUGGACACUUACUUGUAUUACGGUAACAGCUAAUAAACUAUAGGUUUAUAACUGGUAAAGGAAGCGGGGGAUACGAAAAGGAAAGACGUGUUGGUUUGACCCGUUGAAGUUUCAGACUAGUUGAUACAGAUUAAGUCGACACUGUAGAAAACCCAAUGUGACUGCAGCACCAAAAGGAAGCGUUAGAUCAAAAGAACAGCGAUCAAACAGAAGUUACAGAAGAUACAUCGGUCCAAAUACAGUCGCUGAAAGAUCUCAGAGUUCUGCAUUUGUAAGACUUUGCAGCCUGACGUCAGAAUCGAUGCAUCAGUGAUUGUGUCGCAUCAGGCUGCUGCUCAUGCUUUAAUUUGCAAGAACAAAAAUUUAGAUUUUUUUUUGAUCAGUGAGUUUAGCAUUGAAACAGAUCCGGAGAAAACUGAAAGGUAGAGGUUGGUUGAAGAAAUGUGCCCUAAAUCCAUCCGCGUUUCUUUCUUUGAGAUGAACAUGAUUAUUGAAUUAUGGUUUCUACAUCUUGAGCGUGCAGCAUACAUUGGGAUUCCUACAGUUGCUCUUGCUGUGCUUGUGAGGGUACCGUCAUUGUUUGGAGGUGAAUGACAUCAAAACCCCAUUUUCAUCAUGGCAAGCCUUAAAACUCAAUCGCGGGGAAAACAAAGCUACCACUAGCUUUUGUUAUAACAGUUUCAACUCCUUUCCAAUCCAAUGUGGUUUUAUUAUUAAAUAAUUACUGACGUAAUUACAACUUUUUCAAUAGCCAUAUUAUAAAAAGGUAUAUACAUAUAUAUGAAUAUAUAUUUGUGUGUUUGUGUAGAUAUCUAGAUGAUUAUAUACUUUCUUAUAGAAAACUUUGAUGUUGACCAUUCUCCUCAAUGUUUUGAGAACACGUUGACACAUUUCAGCAUAAUAAUACCGCUGUCCGCUUGGUCUAGGUCCUAGGUCGAUGGACAACGAAUCCAAAUAAAUGAAAAAAAAAGUUUAAAAAAAAUAAAUAAAUGAAAAAAAAAAAAACUUCCAAAGGGAAUAACCUGUGUCAGAAUGCAAUACCUUCUUUCCACUCUUCAUUUCAGAAAAAUGGAAAAUGGCAAGAAACCCAUAAAACUUGAUAGGCAAGUUGACCAAAAAAUAAAAACCUAAACAAUAAAGAGUGUGGCUCAUGAACAAAUGUGAUGUUUUCAACAGCCACGUCAUAUUCACUUUUAUAGAUGUUGUGUUUCCAAUGGCCCACUAAAAAAAAAAACAAGUCUUUGUUUUUAUGUCAUUUCCUGUUUCUUUGGUUCAGAAAACAAUGUAUCUGUCAGCUAGCCACACCAUCAGUCGGGCCCCUACCAGGACAGGAGUGCUUGCAAUACUGACCUGAUUCUGAUUACGAGUUCCACUUCCGUGUUUGAUCACAUUUCAGCAUCAACAGUUGUAAAAUACACAGAAUCAAAUGGGUAAUCUGUUCAACUUGAUGGCAACAGUGAUGUCAAAUAGGCACUUAGUAGGGACUGCAAACUGUCAAAAUCUGCGUAAUGUGAGUGAGGUUGUUUUUUUCUUUUGGGUGGAAGAAAAUAUUUUGACAUAAAGGGCAUACAUUGUUUUUGAUGUUUUCAUGAAUAUUGAUUUUAUUGUCUAUUUACAUCUAAUGACUAUCAAAUUCACAAAUGAUUUCUCUCUUUUUUUUAACUUAGUUUUUGGUAAAAACAAAAAGGUAAAUACUGCUAGUGAGAUUUUAUAUUUUUACAUAUGUUGGUUUUAUUUUGCGUUUCUUUUUUUUUAUUUAUACGCCACUUAGUUUGGAUGUCUUUAAAUGGUGUUAUUUUCUCCGUUUUUUUGUGUGUGAUUUCAUAUGUCUUGAGAAUGGAGACAAAGGCAUUUCAGUAUUUUUGAAUUGUUAAAAUCUAGUUUCAUAGAAGCGGAAGUAUCUGAUGUUAUAAAUUAUAUUUUAAUUCAUGUAAAUAGUUUAAAACAGAAGACUAUGGCUUCCUUUUAAACUGAAUACAUUUCUCUUCAGAGAUUGUUUACAUUAUGAAACUGUAGAGAUGUGCUCCUCAUAUACUGUAUAAAGUGCAUAUAUUCAUUGAUUUGCCUCCAAAAAAUAAAAUCCUAAUGAACAGCA
Messenger RNA from Labrus bergylta (ballan wrasse), 8982 nucleotides. It is a transcript of the gene ppargc1b, whose product is annotated as peroxisome proliferator-activated receptor gamma, coactivator 1 beta. Gene Ontology annotation, molecular function: transcription factor binding; nucleic acid binding. NCBI's taxonomy places the organism in Eukaryota, Metazoa, Chordata, Actinopteri, Labriformes, Labridae. Gene Ontology annotation, biological process: positive regulation of transcription by RNA polymerase II. The record is from RefSeq and is a predicted model, not a curated record. Gene Ontology annotation, cellular component: nucleus.